AUGGGUCGUGACAUCCCUUUAGUACCUAGACUUCAGAGGUUAUUUAUGUCUAAAGAAAUUGGUGAAAAUAUGAGGUGGCAUAAGGAGAAACGUGUAGAUGAUGAUACAAUUAAACAUUCAGAUGAUGCUAUAGAAUGGAAAGAUUUUGACCAGAAAUAUGCUUGGUUUGGCAAAGAUGCUCGUAACGUGCGACUUGGGCUUGCUAGUGAUGGAUUUAACCCUUUUGGAAAUAUGAGCACGAGUUAUAGCAUGUGGCUGGUGAUUGUGACACCAUAUAACUUACCACGAUGGAAAUACAUGAAGGAGAAUUUUUUGAUGUUAUCUUUGCUUAUUCCUGGUAAGGAAUCUCCCGGAAAUAAUAUCGAUGUAUAUUUAAGGCCAUUAAUUGAUGAGUUAAAAGAGUUAUGGGAGACUGGUGUGACAACAUAUGAUGCAUAUAACGCAUAUGGAAUGUUAUCUGGAUGGAGCACAAAAGGAAAAUUGGCAUGUCCUCAAUGUUACAUGGGUCAUCGGAGAUAUAUACAUGCCCAACAUUCUUGGAGAAAAAGCAGAAAAUUUGAUGGCAAACCAGAGCACGGGUCAAAGCCUGAAGAGUUGUCAGGAGAUGAAGUUCUAAGGCAAUUAGAUUUGCUUCCUAAAGACCUGGCUCAAAUGGAUUUAGAAGCAAUGGGUAUAAGAAAAGAGUUACAUUUACUGCAAAAGGGAAAUAAAUUUCUUAUGCCACUUGCUUGUUAUACAUUACUGAAGCCUGAAAGAAGAAAGUUUUGCGAAUGGUUGCAGUCAAUCAGGUUGCCAGACGGAUAUGCUUCCAAUCUUUCUCGAUGUGUAAGUGUCAAGGACUGCAAAGUUAUGGGGAUGAAAAGCCAUGAUUAUCAUAUAUUCUUGCAACGGUUACUUCCAGCAUCGAUUUGUGGGUCUUUGCGUAGUGAGGUUUACACUGCAUUAUCAGAGUUGAGAUCUUUCUUUAAGGAGCUUUGUUCGAAGACUUUAAAAAGAUCUACAGUUAAAAAGUUGCAGAGUGAUAUCAUUUUGAUAAUAUGUAAACUUGAGAUGAUAUAUCCUCCAUCUUUUUUCGUGGUAAUGAUGCAUUUGGCAAUUCAUCUGCCACGUGAAGUAGAAUUAGGAGGCCCUGUUCACUAUAGAUGUGCAAAAAAGACACCAGGCAGGAUUUGCCAGUUGGUUCAAGGAGUGUGUAAGUAUUAUGCUAUAAAAGUACUAACUAUUAAUUAUGCCUCUAAUUUCACCAUUAAACUUAUUUUUCAAGUUGGACGCUUAUGUGCUACUGGUUUGGUUGCAGCAACAGAUCAUAUAUAUGCGUUGGGAUUAGGUCCUGAUAUACGAAUUGCUAGGUAUAGUGGGAUAAUUGUCAAUGGAGUUAGGUUUCACACAGUUGAGCGUGAUAAUUUUCAUCGGACUCAAAAUAAUGGAGUUUCAGUUAUAGGAGAGCAUAAGUCAAAAGAAAUCGAGUUUUAUGGUGUGCUAACAGAUAUCAUUGACCUCCAAUAUGUUAAUGGGAAUCAUGUUUUCUUGUUUAAAUGUGAUUGGUGGGAUGUUGGCGAUAAAAAUGGAAUUAAACCAGAUGGCAACUUAGUUUCUAUUAAUGUGAGCCGUAAAUGGUAUACAUGUGAUUCUUUCGUGUUGAGUUCUCAAGUACAGCAGGUUUUUUAUGUCAGCGAUAUGAAAAAUGGAGAAAAGGAAAAAGUGUGCAAUGAAGAUUCAAUUUUGAAUGAUGAGCCCUAUCAGCAAUACGAGGCAGAUAAUAGUCAUGAAGUCGAUCAAGUUGGUGGUGAAAAUUUGGAACUCUGGCAUCCUAUAGAUGUAUUACCGGAUGAAGUUGAUGUUGGUCAAAUGUUUCAAGGUCAAAACUCAAACCCGAUUUAUUCUAGCGAUGAGGAGGAUGAUACUACAAUCAAUUAUGAUGAUACCGACACUGAUGUACUUGAAUACUCAAAUGACAGUGAAAAUGAAGACGAAGACGAUGAUUAG
Molecule: messenger RNA, 1986 nt
Organism: Mercurialis annua (annual mercury)
Lineage: Eukaryota; Viridiplantae; Streptophyta; Magnoliopsida; Malpighiales; Euphorbiaceae
Exons: 6
Coding region: 1-1986 (661 amino acids)
Source: RefSeq, a predicted model, not a curated record